AUGACUAGUGCAGCAAGCCCAAUACAAAUAUCCAAGCAACAAUUGGAUCACAUAAAUGAUAAAUUGAAGUAUUUAUCACCAGAAGAGAUCUUAAAAUGGGCCUUUAUUACUUUCCCCCAUUUAUACCAAACCACAGCUUUUGGUCUUACAGGAUUGGUCACCAUAGAUAUGAUUUCCAAAAUGUUUCCCGAAUCUAGUGAACAUCCUAUUGAUCUUAUAUUUAUUGAUACUUUGCAUCAUUUUCCUCAAACCUAUGAUUUAGUUCAAGCAGUUAAAGAAAAAUAUAAUUCUAAAAUUCAUGAAUUUAAACCUUUAAAUGUGCAAGAUGACAUUGGAUUUUCCAAAAAAUAUGGUGAACAAUUAUGGGAAACUGAUGAUUCAUACUAUGAUUUCUUAGUUAAGGUCGAACCAUCCCAAAGAGCCUAUAAGCAACUAGGAGUGUUGGCAGUUUUAACCGGUAGAAGAAAAUCACAAGGUGGUGCCCGUGGUUCCUUACCGGUUGUUGAAGUUGAAGAAACUAGUGGGACGAUCAAAAUCAAUCCUUUGUGUAAUUGGGAUUUCAAACAAGUUAAAAAUUACAUUGAUGAAAAUAAAGUUCCCUAUAAUGCUUUAUUGGACUUGGGUUACAAAUCUAUUGGUGAUUGGCAUUCCACUGUUCCUGUUGCUGAAGGUGAAGAUGAGAGAAGCGGUAGAUGGAAAGGUCAAGCUAAAACUGAAUGUGGUAUUCAUGAAACCAGUAAGUUUGCUCAUUACUUAAAACAACAAAAUGAAGCUAACGACCAUGUAUCAAUUGCAACAGAAACAAAAGUCGAAGCUAAAGUCCCCGGGCCUUAUAUCCAUAGAAUAACUUCAUUUCCUGCUUUAAACGGUCAAAGAACUUUAAAGUGGAACGAAAAAGUUCGAAACUUACAUGACAAGUAUGGACCUAUAGUAAUUUUAUCACCUUCUGAAGUCAGUGUAAGUGGUGAUCAUCAGUUUAUAAACGAUAUUUAUGUGAAGAAUUUCCCUAAAUCAACUUUUUAUGCAAAUUUCACAAAUCACGGUGGUAAGGAUAAUAUGUUUGCCUCUUUAGAAAAUGAUCGCCAUUUGAAAUAUAAGAAACUUGUCCUGUCGCUUUAUAGUAAAUCAUCAAUUUUUUCAAACAAAAAUCCUACUAGGGAUACUAUAGUUGAAAAAGUCGGCUACUUAAGAGAUAACGUUUACGAAUCAUCAGUCACUGGAAAGAGACCAGAUUACAUCAAUGCCAAAUCAGAAUUUAAUCAGCAUGGUAAAGGACAUACUGAUAAUGGAAAAUGGUUUAAUAAAAGUGGUAGGAUAGCAAACUUAGGUAUUGAUGUAUAUCCAUUAUUUGGAUCUUUAGCAAUGGAUGUGGUAUCUAGUUUCGAAUUAGGUCCAGAAAAUGGUACAGAUUUACUAUUAUUUCCAGAAAAGAGAGAUAUUAUUAUAAGUCAUCGCUUACAAGCAAGUAUGUCAUUCUGGACAACAUUAAUGCCUAGAUUUUGGGUAUGGGCCGCCACUCCAGCCAUACUUAAAGCUUCGGAGACAAUUGAAAAAUGGCAUUUGAAACUUUAUCAAAGGGCAGAAGAAAAUGUACCAAAGUUCGAAGCAGGGAGAAAUUUAACAACUCUUGAGACAUUUAAGAAGAAUGGAUUGAAAGGUGAAUACGCUUAUUCAUUUUUAACGGAUAAUAUUUUUGCCGGGCAUGAAACUACCGCAAUUCAAUUAACUUAUAUGACCUAUGAAUUAUCAAGACCGAAACACCAUUAUCUUCAAAAACUUUUACAAGAAGAGUUAUUCAGAACAUUUGGUAAGCCAAGGGAUAAAAAUGAUUUAAUUAAAGAUUUGGAAAUAGUCGAUAAACUACCAAUUUUAGAAGCUAUAUUCCAGGAAAACUCUAGGGUACAUCCCUCAAUUCCAGGAGCUGAACCAAGAGUAACUAAUCGUCCAUAUGCGGUUACAUUAAAAUCUGGUGGGAAAGUAGUAUUGCCUCCAGGCAUUAUCAUAUCAACCCUGCCUUACUUAAUGCAUAGAGUUGAGUCAGUGUUCCCCGAAAGUGAAACCUUCAAGCCUGAAAGAUGGUUGCCUUAUGAAUACGAGAACGACGCUGAUUAUGAAAAGAGAAUCUCAUAUCAGCAAAAAUAUAUGAUGCCAUUUGGUAAAGGUGUUCGCAUGUGCUUGGGGAUGCAAUUAGCAUUAAUUGAAAUGAAAUUAGCAGUUGCCAAUCUUUACUGGCACUUCAAUUCAAAAAUCGACCAAGAUUGGUGCAAACUCACUCAAUACGACGAUUCGUCUAAAAUUGCUAACCCAAUCAAAAUGGGAGAUAGUGCAAUUGGUGCCAAUGAGUCCGACGAAGAAAAAAUGGCCAUGGUUGAUACUUAUACUACCAGACCGUAUAACGACGAGUGCUGGUUACAAUGGUACGAAAACUAA
Hyphopichia burtonii NRRL Y-1933 is the source of this 2430-nucleotide messenger RNA. RefSeq lists its product as uncharacterized. Bases 1 to 2430 code for a protein of 809 amino acids. NCBI's taxonomy places the organism in Eukaryota, Fungi, Ascomycota, Pichiomycetes, Serinales, Debaryomycetaceae. The record is from RefSeq and is a predicted model, not a curated record. The transcript is spliced from 2 exons. Gene Ontology annotation, molecular function: phosphoadenylyl-sulfate reductase (thioredoxin) activity; heme binding; oxidoreductase activity, acting on paired donors, with incorporation or reduction of molecular oxygen. Gene Ontology annotation, cellular component: cytoplasm.